AUGGUCAACUCCUGUUGUGGUUCCAGCUGCUGUGGCUCCAGCUGCUGCCAGCCUUGCUGCCGCCCCACCUGCUGCCAGACCACCUGCUGCAGGACCACCUGCUGCCGGCCCACCUGCUGUGUGUCCAGCUGCUGCCGCCCCUCCUGCUGUGGCUCCAGCUGCUGUGGCUCUAAUUGCUGUGGCUCCAGCUGCUGCAGGCCCAGCUGCUGCAUCUCUAGCUGCUGCCGCCCCACCUGCUGCCAGACCACCUGCUGCAGGACCACCUGCUGCCGCCCCAGCUGCUGCCGCCCCUGCUGUGGGGGUUCCAGCUGCUGUGGCUCCAGCUGCUGCCAGCCUUGCUGCCAGACCACCUGCUGCAGGACCACCUGCUGCCGGCCCACCUGCUGUGUGUCCAGCUGCUGCCGCCCCUCCUGCUGUGGCUCCAGCUGCUGUGGCUCCAGCUGCUGUGGCUCCAGCUGCUGCCGGCCCUCCUGCUGCAUUUCUAGCUGCUGCCGCCCCUCUUGCUGCCAGACCACCUGCUGCCGCCCCUCCUGCUGUGGCUCCAGCUGCUGCCGCCCCUCCUGCUGCAUUUCUAGCUGCUGCCGCCCCUCUUGCUGUGGCUCCAGCUGCUGUGGCUCCAGCUGCUGCCGCCCCUCCUGCUGCCCCUCCUGCUGCCUGCGCCCAGUCUGUGGCCGGGUCUCCUGCCACACCACUUGCUAUCGCCCCACCUGUGUCAUCUCCACCUGCCCCCGCCCCAUGUGCUGUGCCUCCUCUUGCUGCUGAAUCUCUCUGCCUAUAAUCUUUGUGACAUAGGGAUGUCUCCACAAGUCACAUAAAAUGUGUUAGAGCCAGCCAGUGACUGCGGGAUGGACUCUCAGCUGCCAACUCUUCAUCUUCUGAUUUGGCAUUUAGAGUUGGCAUUCAGUUCUAGGAAAUAAUAGAUUAAAACAAUUGUCAAAUGAUUUUUAUCUGAUACAUCCAUUUUUAGGCCAGUAAUAUCUUCAUCCUACGUAUACACUGAUUGUGAUGAUCUUACAUGGCAUUGUUUUCAUGUGUUCUUAAUAAACAGCCAUUUCCCCAAUACUAAAA
Molecule: messenger RNA, 1068 nt
Organism: Felis catus (domestic cat)
Lineage: Eukaryota; Metazoa; Chordata; Mammalia; Carnivora; Felidae
Product: keratin-associated protein 4-12-like
Exons: 1
Coding region: 1-762 (253 amino acids)
Cellular component (GO): keratin filament
Source: RefSeq, a predicted model, not a curated record